Boleophthalmus pectinirostris (great blue-spotted mudskipper) is the source of this 353-nucleotide messenger RNA. RefSeq names its product DNA-directed RNA polymerase II subunit RPB11-a-like. Gene Ontology annotation, cellular component: RNA polymerase II, core complex. The record is from RefSeq and is a predicted model, not a curated record. The coding region runs from base 42 to 353 and encodes 103 amino acids. Gene Ontology annotation, biological process: transcription by RNA polymerase II. NCBI's taxonomy places the organism in Eukaryota, Metazoa, Chordata, Actinopteri, Gobiiformes, Gobiidae. Gene Ontology annotation, molecular function: DNA binding; protein dimerization activity. The transcript has 3 exons.
CGGCGGAAGCGGCAGCUCGUCUCUUCCGGUCCCGGUCCAAGAUGAACGCGCCUCCCGCCUUCGAGUCUUUCCUUUUGUUCGAAGGAGAGAAAAAAAUCAGCAUCAGCAAAGACACGAAAGUCCCGAACGCGUGUCUCUUCACCCUGAACAAGGAGGACCACACCCUGGGCAACAUCAUCCGAGCGCAGUUGCUGAAGGAUCCUCAGGUUCUAUUUGCUGGUUAUAAAGUUCCUCAUCCUCUGGAGCACAAGAUCGUGAUCCGAGUCCAGACACACCGGACUAACAGCCCCCAGACCAAGACCAAGACCAGGACUAAGACCAAGACUACAGCCCCCACAGACAAGACCAACUAA